AUUUUGAGUUGCGAGUUUCCGUGUCUUACAGCCAGGUUCAGUACCUACGGUAACGUUUCUGAUUGUGACAGGUUUGUCUUUUUCUUUUUUUUCACUCGUCCUCUCACAUCCUUGGGCUGUCGGUAUGAGUUUCAAUAUCGGCUCGGAUUAAGAACAACAUUCAGUUUUCCAAAUACGUAAUCGGUGUGGUUUAGAAAUCGAUCAAGCCGCAGCCUCAGCUGUGUCGCGGCAGAUGUAGGUAGGCGGUCUCUUCCCGCCUCCUGCCUCGCUGAUUUCCCCGUCAAGAGCAGUCACGCCCCGUAGGUACUAAAUGGUAUAGUACAUGGUUUGUGUGAUAAGCUGAAGGUCCCGUGAUACCCACAGGACGCAAGAGACAUGGAUAUUUUUUUAGUGUUGUCAGCUUAUUGUUCGCACUUUCACAGUCUCAAGGAAAUUCGUGUAUUGUUGUGACAUCGUGCGAGUAAUAACGGGUGAGGAACAGUAGUGCGUCGCAGCCUUGAUGAGGCCAGCCAUGCAACCAUCCUGGGAAGGUUGUGGUGGUCAGGAUUGCCGAGGUAUCAUGUGCGAAGACAAUACACUUUUGAUUGACAAUUAAGAUAGGAGUAAUGGUGACGAAGCGGUACGAGGUUGGUUUAGCCUGUGUGGGGCGGGGCUGGGCCGAGGUGGCGGGCCGGGAGCGCUGCGGGGCCAGCCUAGCAACCCAGCGGACCCUCGUGUGAUGUGUCUGGGUGGCCGCCUGCCACACCACCACCCGUCGGCUUGAGGCCACUCAUCCGUGAUCACCAAUACUCCCGCUCCCUUCCCCAUCUAUCCCCCUUUCACAUAUUUACCCCUUCUCCUAUAACCCCUUCCCCUCGCAUUCCCCUGACUGACCAUCACCUCUCUGCAGUGCCUCACGGCCAUGCCUGCUCUCCCGUGUUGUCCUCCGUACCCUGUGACCCUUCUUUGUUUCGUCCCCUUUUUCAUCGUCUGCAAACUCGAUCCCAACUUGUUAUCUCUAAUCGCACGGACGAAAUACCUGAUGGAGUUCAGUAACAUUCCAUCGGUGAGCAGUGCCCAGCGCGAGCGCGACCCUGCAACUCUGCCCAAAGCUUUCCCGCACCCAGUUCGCUCCCACUGUCUGGCUGGCCGGGUGCGGGUCAUCAUGAGUGGGGGAAGUGAGUGUAAGGGAACGAGGAUGAGGGUGACAUGAAGGUAGUGAGUGUGAUUACGCUGGACGAAAGCUACGUAGGUGGUGUGGUGACCGAGGUGGAUGACGUGACCCUUUUUCUAUCCAAUAAUAGUCACGCGUCAUGCUUCGUAAAUACCAUCACGUCCACCUCCGAGGCGUCACCUUACAUACAUACCGCCGGCACUGCGCGGCUUCUCCCUCCCUUCGCCCCGCCAGCAGGAUGUGAGGUAGCAUGUCAAAGGACGGGUUUUACCAGUCCAACCACCAGCCUGGAAAUAAAACAAUGGACGGCCUGAGUCUUCCCUCCUUUCCUUCGACCACCUACUGGUAUGACGCUCACUCCACUGUGGGUAGCUCCCUCUACCCCACCAACGAUGGGCUCGGUGCGCCCUCCUACAAGGGGCACCACGUCGAGGCUAAGCUGGCAGAGCGAGACAGAGACUCAUUGGAGUGGUGGACUGAUAGUUUGUGCAUGAGUAAUGACCAGAGAACUAUAGAUCCUCAGUACUGGGGAGGUCAGCCCAGCAAGCGCGGCUAUGUGCCUCCCUAUGAGCGAAUGGAGCCCGAGGUGCAUCCCCCGGGCCAGCCCAUGGCCAUGCUGAACUUUGACGCGGGAGAGACAGAGUACAUGAACGUGUCGGAUUCAGUGAGGUCUGAGACGGACGAGAGGUCAAUGUGCUGCGACUCCCUCAGUAGCCAAGGGUUCUCCCCCACCAGUAGCAACAGUGAUAACCUGUCCAUUCAGAAGACGAGCCCCGAGCCCUAUACGGUGGUGGAUGAACAGAAAAGGUGUCAAAAGAGACAGAAAAAAGAGGCAAAGGAAAAAUCGAAGGAGGAUAAACGAUGUGGCGUGUGUGGCGACGCGGCCCGCAGCAUGCACUUCGGGGGCAUGGCGUGCGACUCUUGCAAGGCCUUCUUCCGCCGCUCGGUGCAGAGUGGCGCCUACAAGACCUUCCAAUGCCCUGAAAGUGAAAACUGUCCCAUCUCUAAGACCAACCGCAAAGUGUGUCAGUACUGCAGGUUCAAGAAGAGUCAGGAGAAUGGGAUGGAGAUCAGCUGGGUGAUGUCAGAAACAGAUCGCAUGGUACUCUGGAAGAAUAGGUUGGCAAAACAGCGCCAUGUUCAGGAGGAAAGGAUUAAAGAUAAAAUGUAUGGGGAUCUUCCACGGUCACUAGAUCCUCAAGAAGCUGACAAACUGAAGAACCUUACAGCGCUACAGGAGAACACAUUCAGCUCCAUCCCAUACCCAAGUGACUGUUAUGGGGAUACAGUAGAGGCCCUUGCCAAUCUCUUUGUCUGUAUUUGUAAAAAGCUUGGAAUGUUCUUCUACAAAAUAGAAGAGUUUCAAGAAGUGUGUAAGAAUGACCAAUCUCUUUUACUAAAAAAUGGCAUUGGUAUGUCCAUAUACUUGCAUGGAGCUUAUCUGUAUGACAAUGAAAAGAAAACUUGGCCAGCAGAGUCUAAUAAAGAAGCACUUAAAAUUCCCCCAGUAACAUUAGGAACACUAAGAAAAUUUACAGUUGUACCUGAAGCUUUUGAGGCAAUUAUGAAAUUCUACAACAAGUAUGCAAGGGAUCUAAAAGAUGAAAUUGUACUCUCCCUCAUAAGUGUGAUUGCUUUCUUCCAACCAGACGACCCACAAUUUCAAGAUCCUGGCAAGAUUCAGGACAUCCAGCUGAAGUACUUGGCAUACCUGCAGCACUAUUUGCAGGCCAAGGAAGGGGAUUCAGGGGUCAAGGUCACUUUUCCAAAACUUCUCGUUGGUCUUGCAGAUGUAAAAGAAAUCCUAGAAUUCCACAAUAGUGUAGACAUCAAGCCUACUAUAAAUCACCAACAGAUCUCCACACAUUCCUCAGCCAAAUGCCAAAUAUCAGCAUUAAGGGAAAUGUUUCCUGUGAUGUAUCAAGGAUUAUUUCCAGACUGUUCUUCAGUCCUAACAGCAGCAGAGCAAAGACUGCCCAUGUGGCAACAAAAUGCUCCCAUCAGAAGAGGGAAGCAAGUGAAACCAAGUGCAGUCUUACGCAGUGACCAGUUCUACCACCCCUUAACCAACCAGAUGUUUGGAAGAGAUCCCAGAACUGACAUGAUCAUCACUAACCCCAUGGAACAGCUUGAAAGGACUAUUCGUAAACAGUGGUUGCCUCCUGCGCAAAUAAGUGAUGUAACAGAUCGUCAGGAAAGGCCAGCGAACUACAGAGACUUGAAAGGAAGAAUUAUGUACACAGAGUCAGAGAGAACAUCAGCUUCAGAAGAAAGUUCAAAGAGACAACUAAAGAUUGUACCCAGUCAUGGUUAUCGGGAUCUAAAUGAGUAUGGUUCAGUGGAAAAGAAAAGAGCAGUUGAAUUUAGUACAGUGGAAAAGAAAAGAGUAGUUGAAGUUUUGUGUGAUGUUUUGCAACACAUUUCUUGUUCUGAUGAUGCAGAGGUUCAUUCACUAAAGCAAAAACUAUCCCCCCACUUACUGUCCAAUCUGGCACAAAGACUGUCUUCAUAGCAGUGACAUUACUACUAUUCUUCUCACUGCCAUGUAUGUACAACCGAAUUUUUUUAAUAUAGUGUAACAUAUGUAAAAUGAGUUACUACGUAUUAUGUCAAAUAUUUGUUUUAUUUAUUUAUUUAUAUAAGAGGAAUUUGUGUUUUUAUAUUCUUGUAAAGUUGCAAAAUCAUAGUAAUUAUUGUUUUAGGUAAAAUCAAUAGAGAUUGUAGUGUUAGGGUUUUAAACUAAAAUUUAAACUAUGCUGAAGCAUGCUUUUACUUUCAAAAGUGAUACACUUUAGUUAUAUGUUACUUUCCUCAUUAUCAGUAUUUAAUCAUGUUAAAUAUCAAUAUAUCAAAAUUCACCAGUAGUGUUGUAAGUUUUCAACAUUAUGAUUAAUCAAAAUAUUUUGAUUAUUUUUGUAGACAAUCUUUCCCCAGUUUUAGAGCAAAUAUAUGUAAUUUCGAAUGUUAUUAAACAUCUCGUUUCCUAUUAGUAUACGUGUAGUUACCAUUUCUUCAUCCAUGUACAAUCUGCCAAGUUUUGCUCAGUAAUUUUUUUCUUCAUUGUUGAGAGUCAUUUAAAUAUUAUUUUCAUAGUGAAUGUUUCCCCACAGUGAUUAUAAAGAACACAUUAGAAUAUAAUUUGUAUGUACAUAAUUACUUUGUAAUGAACUGUUGUACUACUCACCUGUUGAGAGGUGAGAGGUGAGACACCAGUAGUUACUGAAGGAGAGGGUCAUGUUAACAGUGAAGUGGCCUAAAAAGUUACCAAAUCCUUCCCACAAAGUGAAUUAUGCUGAAAUGCUUGUACAAAGUCAACUGGGUCAUUAUUACUCUUGUUAUUUGUACCCUGUUGAACAAAAGAUACUAUAACUUAUUUUCUGACAAUGCUGUGUUUCUUGGGUACAUAUAGUCUACAGCAGGUUCAAGUUUGAUGCUUGAUGACUGUUAUGAAUUGAAAUAAUUACCACUGUACAACCUUACACACUAAGUAUUGUAAGGUACAGCAGCUGGGGCCUGAGUCCUUGGUGCUUCAAGACAAAGGGUGGAUUUUGUCAAGGGAAGAAUCCUUUUAAUUAGAGAGGAACUGUCAGACUGGUCUAGGGCACAUUUGCUUCAGUCAUGUAGUUUCUUCAGCUUCCAAAAGAGUUUCCUUUUUAGUAGAGGGAGGAGAACUAGGGAAGGAGGAUGUGGGCAACUACAUUUGAACAGAUUAAAAGCUGUGGCUUAACCUCACCUCUUAGUACUAGAAAGGUCCAUAUACUGAUUUCAAGUUGUUCAUUGGCUCUACAAACUGUUCACUCAUAUUUUCAGUCAGUAAUUAUUAUUUGUGCAUCAAUGCAUUGGUCUUUUAAGUUCCAGUUUGACCACGUGGGACGUGGCAUAUCUGUGAAUGAACUCAUGUACAUAUCGGGUUAUCAGUGGAAUGUAUCAAUGUUCCAGUGCCAGUGUAGGUGGUGCACCUGGGCCACAAGACAAUGACUAAGCCUCACCUUAGGUAAGAAAACUAUGAGCAUAGUGAUGUGAAUAAAUCAGUUUCCACCUAUAAUGUUGGAUAAUAGUGUUGCCACUGUCCCUAAGAAAUGUCUGAUGUAUUACAAAGAAUGAUGUACUCAUAUGUACAGUAUAUUACAAGUCAGAGGGAUAAUUUGUUUCAGAGCAUCCUUUUCGGUUGAAAUGUAGAUGUACAACUAAAAACUUUGAUGCAUCUAUGGGCUACUAAAUCUUCUAAAAAUAAUAACUUUAAUAAUACCACUGUCACUGGACAAGGAGUACAUGUAGAUACAUCAGCCACAAACAGAAUGUAGUGUUUUGUUUAACCUUAUAACAAGUGUAUGGGUGAGGUAGGAACCCUGGAGCACUCCCCCUUAGAUGGCACUACGCUCUUGGGCUUACAGGAACCUAGGCUAUGGGCUUUGUUUUCUAAAUUAACUUUCUAUUUAUCUAUAUCAACAUAAUGAGCAAAUUAUAGAUAAAAAUAUUUCAUGACUCACUUCACAGCAUACUUAUACUUCAAAAAUAAAAUUAAAUAUGUUUUAAAUUCCAGAAAAUAUUUACAGAAAAGCACAGAAACAUAAGAUGACUGUUAUUAUGUUAUUGAUAUGUUGGAUGUCUUUGACACCCAACAUAUCAAUAACUUGACAACUAUAAAAGUCUCCUCAUCGACUCAUAUAAUUGGAAGUCACCACAUCAUCCAGAACACUGAACAUAUCAAUAACAUGUUGAUAAAAUCAUUCUCUUCUCAGUGACAUACAAAAAAUACACAGUAAAAAAAUCCUUGAUUUCUUGAAUUUCACUGCUUGGUGAUAAGCUUGUGAAAACUAAAAUGUAUUUACUUCAGUAUAUACUAGUCACCACAUGCGUAUGCUGUAGAGGUGUAAAUCUGUUAUGCAGAUAGGCUGGCAGCAUUGUUGAUGGUUGCCUCUCAAAGCCCAUGAUGCAUAGUGUCCCUGGGGAGUGUUCCUGGAUGGCACCAAUGGAAGAAUAGUCUUGAUGUUAGUGAUCGAAACUCACUUAUAGAAUCCUAAGUGUAAAGGUCUGCCAAAUAUGGAGAUAAACAUUUAACUGAUCAUAUAUAUAUAUAUAUAUAUAUAUAUAUAUAUAUAUAUAUAUAUAUAUAUAUAUAUAUAUAUAUAUAUAUAUAUAUAUAUAUAUAUAUAUAUAUAUAUAUAUAUAUAUAUAUAUAUAUAUAAUUAUAUUAGUCAUUAAUGUUCUCACUAAAUUAUCUUAAUGCAGUGGAAAAAAAAAAUCAUGUACACAGUAGAAUUUUAGGAUUCUUCCCAAAUAGCAUAUGACUGAAAUGUAUACGAUAUAACCCCAGAAGAUAUGAAGACUGUAAGCUAGGGUGUGGUAAGGCAAGAUUUGGCAACUCUGAACAAGUCACCAAUUCAAUACAUUGCAGUACACAAAAUGUACUAAUAUGUAAAAAAUUUUCAUGUGUUUGAUCAAGAUGUAUUCAGAGAAGGUAUUUAGCCUGGAAUUAUUGCUCAAGUGAAAUAGAGUAAAAUAUUUAAAAAGAGCUUAUGUAGAAGAGGUAUAAGUAGAGCUGCAUCAUUUCAUUCAUGUGUCUGUGGCAGAUUAUCAUAUAACUUGCUCAAAUGUUGUCAUUGAAUUUCACUCAUAAAAUGAUUAGCAGUUCAUUAAUUUAUGUAAAAUAAAGUUAUACAAGAGUUACAAUGU
Messenger RNA from Scylla paramamosain (green mud crab), 6829 nucleotides. RefSeq names its product thyroid hormone receptor beta-like. The transcript is spliced from 3 exons. Gene Ontology annotation, molecular function: RNA polymerase II cis-regulatory region sequence-specific DNA binding; nuclear receptor activity; zinc ion binding. NCBI's taxonomy places the organism in Eukaryota, Metazoa, Arthropoda, Malacostraca, Decapoda, Portunidae. The coding region runs from base 1404 to 3665 and encodes 753 amino acids. Gene Ontology annotation, biological process: positive regulation of transcription by RNA polymerase II; negative regulation of transcription by RNA polymerase II; cell differentiation. The record is from RefSeq and is a predicted model, not a curated record.